Cylicostephanus goldi is the source of this 738-nucleotide messenger RNA. The record is from the annotation of a GenBank genome assembly. Lineage: Eukaryota; Metazoa; Nematoda; Chromadorea; Rhabditida; Strongylidae.
AAAAGAAAUAUCGUUCAGGUGGAACUAGAAGAGAAACUUUCGACUUUUGUAUGCUUCCAAGCAGCUCUUUUGUACACUUCGAGCAAAGGGGAUCGGCGUAUACGCGUCCAUACGAUGUGCUUGCCUACCACUGCCGAUUUGGCGCAAGUCUACAACAACUUCGAUUUGAAGGCGACUGUGUCUCUCAUAGCAAAAAUUGGAGUAGAUCGGUCUUUGACCGGAUCUCCUCUGUCGGACAGCCGAGAGGCGAUCGUGAACGCAGUUGUGGAUGCGCUAGGUGCUUAUCAAAGAGCUAUGCGACAAGGCCGGGCUGGUGGACUGCUAGCUCCACGUCAUGGACAUCUUCGGUUAUUUCCAUUGUAUGCACUGGCUAUGCUGAAGCACACCUCUUUCUGUGCUGGUCGUAGCAUCAAGCUAGAUGAUCGCGUUGCUGCAAUGCUUAUGUUGCGGUUUUGUCCACUGGAACAAAUCCUCUCUGAGUUCUACCCUCAGAUGUACAGGAUCAACGAAAUACUGCAACAUUCCUUCCGGACCUAUGAUAAUGAGUUUUCGGAAAAAGUGCAUUCAUUCGUUCGGCAUGUUACUGCACUUAAAUUCUACUUGGGUCCAGUCAUCAUUGUGACAGAGGAAUCACCGAUACGCGAAAUAGUUGUGCGGCGCCUGGUUGACGAUCGCACCGAGUCGACACAUUCUUACGUGGAAUUUUUGCAACACAUCAAGCGUGAAAUCAAUUCAUGA